AUGACUUCAUCAUCGUCUUCGGAUUCCGACGACGAGUUUGAGAACGAAAAGAAUGAUUACGAUGUCACCGAAACCAAGAAAGGAGGGAACAAAAACGAUGUCGAUUUCCUGGUCCGCGAAGCCAUGCGAGAAGAGAAAUUGAAAUUGAAAUCGAAACUGAAAGAAAAGAAGCGAACGACGGUACUUCCCAACGGCGAGGAUGAUGACGACGACGGAGGCGCUUUGAAUGGCGCGAACGCAAAGGAACCGGAAGAAGAGGCGAUGAUUGAGACGAUUAAAUCGAAAGAAACGAUCGAGGACGCGACUCGAGCGAGGAAACGAGCGCGAACGCUUCUUGGGAAAGCCGAUGACUUUAACGAGGAGGAGGAGGAAAAGGAGGAGAACUCUCGAGAAGAAGACGAGGAGGAGGAGGAGGAAGAGGAGGAGGUAAAAAUGGACCGGUUUGACAUGUCCAAAGAAGAGCAGGAAGGAUAUUUCGACCAAGAGACGGGAAAUUACGUGGAAUACAAGAAGGAGAAGAAACGGGCGGAGGACAGUUGGAUCGACGAGACGACGAAAGAGGAGUACGAAAAGUUCAAGACGGUGAAACCGUCCUCGCAAAGGUUGAUGGAGGCGGAGAAGGCGGCGGAGGAAGACGAGGAGAUGAAAUACGACCAGACCGAGGAGGGAGUGGCGAAAUUGAAGAGACGGUUGGCGGAGUUGCUGGAAGGAUCGACGGAGACGGCGCUGAGGGCGAUUAAACGCGUCGGCGGCGGGAGCGGAGGACCGGGGAAUACAAACAGUAAGAAUAAGUACGUGUCGAAACAAAAAUCAAUGAAGAACGGGAAGACGAAGCAACAAGAAAAAGAAAGAGGAAAGAGUGUGAAAUUAGAAGGCGAGAGUAAGAAGAUAUUUGACGAAAUCACGGCGAUUGCGUCGAGAUUAGUCGCGGCUGGAGAGUACGGCGCGUACACCAUCGAGAAGCAAAUGUUGGAAAAAUCGGCGAAUCUGGUCUUGAAGUUGGAGGCAAAAACGACAUACGAAGACGCCGAAGACGACAUGUUCGCAGAUUCCGACGACGACGACGAAGGUGUGAGAAAGAGUACGAAGAAAGGGUCCGCGGAAACAGAAUCAGCAGGGGUAGCAGCAAGUGUUGUUGAUCCGAAAACGUUUUCAAUCAAAGAGCUUAAACGUUGUCUGGAAUCCCACGGAAGAAGCAUCGGCUCCGGCGGCGAAAGAAUUGACAUUGAAAAGAUGUGUUUGGAAGCGUUAAAGUCGACAAUUGCUCCCGAUGGAUUCGUGUACGAUAAAUCGACUGGAUUAUACUACGGCGAAGCUUCAAAAAUGCACUGGCACUGCAAAGCGAAUGUGUACAAAACGGAAGAUGGGAACUGGUGGAAAUACAAUGGCCAAAUGUUCGAAGCGGCGUCCGAACCGUGA
Molecule: messenger RNA, 1419 nt
Organism: Bathycoccus prasinos
Lineage: Eukaryota; Viridiplantae; Chlorophyta; Mamiellophyceae; Mamiellales; Bathycoccaceae
Exons: 1
Coding region: 1-1419 (472 amino acids)
Cellular component (GO): U5 snRNP
Source: RefSeq, a predicted model, not a curated record